Molecule: messenger RNA, 1479 nt
Organism: Thyridium curvatum
Lineage: Eukaryota; Fungi; Ascomycota; Sordariomycetes; Thyridiales; Thyridiaceae
Exons: 2
Coding region: 1-1479 (492 amino acids)
Biological process (GO): cellular response to nitrogen starvation; late endosome to vacuole transport; autophagy
Cellular component (GO): phosphatidylinositol 3-kinase complex, class III, type I; phagophore assembly site; phosphatidylinositol 3-kinase complex, class III, type II
Source: RefSeq, a predicted model, not a curated record
AUGUAUUGCCAGAAGUGUCGCACGCCGUUGCGCCUAGACGGCUCUCUGGAGGACCUCAAUCCGGCUGCCUAUGACCUCCUGGUUGCUGCAUCUUCCCAGCAGCCGAUCAAGAAGCCAGCUUCACCACGCCAGCUCGCGCCUCAGGAGAAGGGCAGGAAAGCGCUCUACGAUAGAAUCUCUAGAAAUGCAGGCCCUGCGACGUUCAAGAGGCACAGCGGCGCGCCGCAUCGCGAGGGCGGCUUGCGCGACAGCUCGGCCAUGUCUUUCAUUCUUCUCACCGAAUCCCAAGUCGCGCCACCGGUUCUGUCUCCGACGCAACGGGCGCAAAUACCAGGAUCACCUAUCUCGAAUACGGAUGGCAGCAUAGAUACUGAGGACAUACCACAAGCCCACGAGACCGAGCGUAUCACCAAGCUCUUCGAGAUACUCUCUGCACGAUCGGACAUCGAUCAUCCUGUUUGCGUGGAGUGUACGGAUAUGCUAGUAGAAGGUUUACAAAUACGACUGCAGGAGGCUGCGCAAGAGCGCGAAGCGUAUGUGAGCUUUAUCAAGAAGAUGGAAGCCGACGCCCCUACGGAUGAAGAGCUGUCUGCCCAGAAGCAGGCACUAGACAAGGCGAGGAAAGAGGAAGAAGAUGCUGUCGAGGAGCUUAAGCGCCUCGAGAAAGAGAAGGCAUCGCUUGAUGAAGAAAUUAUGGCUCUGGAGGAAGAGUCACGGCAGCUAGAUAUCGAUGAGGAGGAAUUUUGGAGAGAUCGCAAUGCUUUCGCCACCAAGCUCUCAGACUUCCAGAAUGAGCGCGAUAGCAUCAACUCCAAGUUCGACCACGACUCGCGACUGCUUGAGAAGCUGCAGCGCUCCAACGUGUAUAACGACACGUUCUGCAUCAGCCACGACGGCACUUUCGCGACGAUCAACGGCCUGCGCCUCGGCCGUCUGUCGAACAAGCCCGUUGACUGGCCCGAAAUCAACGCGGCUUGGGGUCACGCCCUGCUGCUCCUGGUCACCGUUGCCGACAAGCUCAACUACAAGUUUGAUGGAUACGAGCCACAGCCCAUGGGUUCUACCUCGCGCAUCAUCCGCUACGAGCCCGUCUCGCCCAACUCGAGCCGUUACGGGUCCCAGCGCAGCUCGACGGCCCCGCCGCCCGCGCCCAAGAAGCACGUCCUCGAACUCUUCUCGUCGGGUGAUAUGCCGCUAGGCCUCACCUUCUUGCACCGCAAGUUCGAUAACGCCAUGGUCGCAUUUCUAGAGCUGGUGCGGCAGCUGGGCGUCUUUGUGCAGAGACACACGGCCGCCGAGGGCAACCCUCUGAGCCUGCCGUACCGUAUCGAGGGCGACCGCAUCUCGGAGGUCAGCAUCAAGCUCGGCAUCGCCCAGGACGACGGUUGGACCAAGGCGUGUAAGCUUACGCUGACGUGCUGUAAGUUCCUGCUGGCGCAUGCGAGUAAUGUCAACUCGAGUCGGACGGCGAGCACUUGA